AUGAUGGCCAUGGAACUCCAAAAAUGCAAAGUUCAACCAACUGGUACUCUUGAUAUCCGAGGGUCGGCGACCAACGUAUUGCAAGAACAUGUUCUUCCAGAGUUCGGUGAUUUUAGAGAGCAACGCAUAGAUAUUGGACAGUAUCCGUCGCCAUCGUCGAACAAAUCCCACUUAGUAUUGCAGCACUAUUUGUUUCAUAUUUUAAAGACGGCUUGUAAUCCACCAAGGCUCAUCCAAAAAUAUACGCAUGGUAAUCCUCGGAAUAAUGACAAGCUAAUCAAGAUCCCCGAUGAAAUCUUAACGGUAUUAAAAGAGUAUUUCUUAGCGUAUUUCUGCUUAAAUGAAGAAAUCCUGGAUCAGCCGUAUCCAGAUUUCGAUGAAUUGUCGAUGAAUUCAAAAUUCUUUAACGCUCUAGGUCUGAACCGAAGUGAGAAGAUCAGUGAGUUCAAAAAGCUCACUGUUGCGAAAAUCCAGUUCGCAUCUGUAUUUGAUGCGCAAAUGUACAGUGCGCUGGCUGAGCUUCGCUAUGGUCGCUUUAGCGAUGAUGGUGAAUUUUCAAGAAGAAAGAGGAAACUUCUUGACAAAGCGCCGAAGGAUUAA
Molecule: messenger RNA, 600 nt
Organism: Caenorhabditis bovis
Lineage: Eukaryota; Metazoa; Nematoda; Chromadorea; Rhabditida; Rhabditidae
Source: the annotation of a GenBank genome assembly